Messenger RNA from Rhinocladiella mackenziei CBS 650.93, 1122 nucleotides. RefSeq lists its product as uncharacterized. Gene Ontology annotation, molecular function: carbohydrate:proton symporter activity. The record is from RefSeq and is a predicted model, not a curated record. The transcript is spliced from 2 exons. NCBI's taxonomy places the organism in Eukaryota, Fungi, Ascomycota, Eurotiomycetes, Chaetothyriales, Herpotrichiellaceae. Bases 1 to 1122 code for a protein of 373 amino acids. Gene Ontology annotation, cellular component: membrane. Gene Ontology annotation, biological process: transmembrane transport; carbohydrate transport.
AUGGAAACGUCCAAUACCAUCACUAACAUCACACCGCUCACAGGGGCGUCCUCCAAACUCAGUACGACUUACGCCGCUGAAGUCAUGCCCGUAGCGCUGAGGGCUUAUCUAACGAGUAACGUCAAUAUGUGCUGGCUCAUCGACCAGUUAUGCGGCGUCGGAGUCAUCCGUGGCCUGGUUCAUGACAGCUCAGAGUGGUCUUACCACAUACCUUUUUCGCUUCAGUGGACUUUCGCGGUUCCAAUUUUAGUCAUUGUCCUAUUCGCGCCGGAGAGCCCAUGGUGGCUUGUUCGACACGAGAAGAUCCAUGAGGCUAAGAAAGCAUUGUUGAGACUUACCACGAAAAGUUCAGAUCCUGACUUCAAUGCGGACGAAACGGUUGCCAUGAUGCAGCAUACCAAUGAAGUGGAAAAGUACUUGAACAGCGGCGGCGUUUCAUACCUCGAUUGCCUCAAAGGGACCGACCUUCGUCGGACAGAGAUCUGCUGCAUGGUUUGGUGCACCCAAGCCUUAUGUGGUCGUUCCAUGACCAGAUAUGCUGCAUAUUUUUACGAGCAAGCAGGAUUCGACACCGCCAACAGCUUUAAUCUUGCCGUCGGAAUGUACGCUGGAGCCAUCUGUGCCAGAAUCUGCGCCUGGGUUGGCAUGCGUAAGAUUGGUCGACGAGCUCUUUACCUGGGAGGUUUGUUCCUCUCUCUGAUUAUCCUCAUUGCAUCGGGCUCCCUCAUCAUUGUCCUGACCUUUGUGUACGACUUCACCGUGGGUCCUGUCUGUUACGUUCUCGUAGCUGAGAUCCCAUCGAGUCGAUUGCGGGUCAAGACGGUCGUGCUUGCCCGAGUGGCAUACAACAUUGUUAGCAUCAUCACCAAUGUAAUGACACCCCGAAUGUUGAACCCAUCCGCAUGGGAUUGGAAAGGUCAAUCAUGCCUUCUUUUUGCUGGCACCACUCUUGUUUGUCUUAUCAGGUGGUUUCGGCUACCUGAACCCAUGGGGCUGACGUACAUGGAGUUGGACAUUUUGUUUGGGAAGAAGGCUAAAGCGCGCAGGUUUAGGGAGUUCCAGGUCAAUCUUGCCAGUACCGGUUACUUCAGUCUUAUACAGACCAGAUCGGAUAGUAUCUAG